GAGCAGAGACCCACCAGCUACCUCGCACCGGUGGUGGCUGGCCGCUGCUGCUGCUGCUGCUGCUACUGCCUCCCACCCACCAGGGACGAACCCUGAGACAUACUCUCCCUACCCAGGGGACCCAGGACCCUCCAACUGUGCACGUCAGCAAUGGAGGAGAAGAGCCUGUCUCUGUCAUGACCUUUGACCUCACCAAGAUCAGAAAAGCCUUCUCCUCCUUUGAGUUACGAACAUGGGAUCCAGAGGGACUGAUUUUUUAUGGGGAUACCAACUCUCUGGAUGACUGGUUCAUACUGGGGCUUCGGGACGGCAGGCCUGAAAUCCAAAUGCACAAUCAGUGGGCCCAGCUUACAGUGGGUGCCGGACCUCGCCUGGAUAAUGGGAGAUGGCACCAGGUGGAAGUGAAGAUCCAGGGGGACUCAGUGGUGCUGCAGGUGGACGGGGAGGAGGUGCUGUACCUAAGACAGGUCUCCGGACCCCUGGACAGCAAGUCUCAGCCUGUCAUGAGGAUUGCGCUGGGGGGGCUGCUCUUCCCUGUCUCCAGCCUUCGGUUGCCGCUGGUCCCGGCCCUGGAUGGCUGCCUGCGUCGGUACUCCUGGCUGGACCCCCAAGCUCAGACCUCAGCUUCUGGGACCAUGAGCCUCAGAAGCUGUGAUGUGGAGCUGCAGCCUGGAACAUUCUUCCCUCCAGGGACUCACGCGGAAUUCAGUCUUCAAGAUAUUCCACAGCCUCAGGCAGAGCCCUGGGCCUUCUCUCUGGACCUGGGACUCAAGCAGGCAGCAGGCUCAGGCCACCUCCUUGCCCUUGGGACACUAGAGAAGCCUUCUUGGCUCAGCCUUCGCCUCCAAGAUCAAAAGGUGGUGCUGGCUUCUGGGUCCGAGCCAGUGCUGGAGCUGCCGCUGGUCUUGGGACUCCCUCUUCGGCUGAGGCUGAAUGGGUCUGAGGUGGUCUUGAGUCAGGGUACGAAGACGGAGGUCCUCGCUCUGCCUCCCAUGGGUCUCGGCUCCCUCGUCAACCUCUGGGCCCAGCCGCAGGGGCGUCUCUUCUUGGGGGCUUUACCAGGAGAGAACUCUUCUGCCUCCUUUUGCAUGGAUGGCGUUUGGACACAAGGCCAGCAGCUGGACGUAGACCGGGCCCUGAACAAAAGCCGGGUCAUCUGGACUCACAGCUGUCCCCACACCCCAGGCAAUGGCACUGACUCCUCCCAUGAAAGCCUCGUCUGAGCUGCCCUGUGGCCGAGCGGUUAAGGGAGUCAUCCCAAAUGACCAACUGACUGUGCAGUUUGCAUCCCAGCCCUGGCAGCUUGAAAAACAUGCCAGGCACAUGUACU
Messenger RNA from Tupaia belangeri chinensis (Chinese tree shrew), 1330 nucleotides. It is a transcript of the gene SHBG, whose product is annotated as sex hormone binding globulin. NCBI's taxonomy places the organism in Eukaryota, Metazoa, Chordata, Mammalia, Scandentia, Tupaiidae. The record is from RefSeq and is a predicted model, not a curated record. Gene Ontology annotation, molecular function: steroid binding.